Molecule: messenger RNA, 3557 nt
Organism: Grammomys surdaster
Lineage: Eukaryota; Metazoa; Chordata; Mammalia; Rodentia; Muridae
Gene: Boc
Product: BOC cell adhesion associated, oncogene regulated
Exons: 17
Coding region: 1-2994 (997 amino acids)
Biological process (GO): axon guidance; cell-cell adhesion; nervous system development
Cellular component (GO): axon; plasma membrane
Molecular function (GO): protein binding
Source: RefSeq, a predicted model, not a curated record
AUGUUACAGAGUAAGUUUUUGGGAAGAGAUCUCCAGGACUUUAAGUUAGAUGUACAGCAUGUGAUUGAAGUAGACGAGGGAAACACAGCCGUCAUUGCCUGCCACCUGCCUGAGAGCCACCCAAAAGCCCAGGUCCGGUACAGUGUCAAACAGGAGUGGCUGGAGGCCUCUAGAGACAACUACCUGAUCAUGCCGUCGGGGAAUCUCCAAAUUGUCAAUGCCAGCCAGGAGGAUGAGGGCAUGUACAAGUGUGCCGCCUACAACCCAGUGACCCAGGAAGUGAAAACCUCCGGCUCCAGUGACAGGCUGCGUGUGCGCCGGUCCACCGCUGAGGCUGCCCGCAUCAUCUACCCACUGGAAGCCCAGACUGUCAUUGUCACCAAAGGCCAGAGUCUCAUACUGGAGUGUGUGGCCAGUGGAAUCCCGCCACCUCGAGUCACGUGGGCCAAGGAUGGGUCCAGCAUUGCUGCCUACAACAAGACUCGCUUCCUGCUGAGUAACUUGCUUAUUGACACUACAAGCGAAGAGGACUCGGGCACCUACCACUGUAUGGCCAGCAAUGGGGUUGGGGAUCCCGGGGCAGCUGUCAUUCUCUACAAUGUCCAGGUGUUUGAGCCCCCUGAGGUCACCAUGGAGCUGUCCCAGCUGGUGAUCCCAUGGGGCCAGAGUGCAAAGCUCACCUGUGAGGUUCGAGGAAACCCCCCACCCUCUGUGCUAUGGCUGAGGAAUGCCGUGCCCCUCACCUCCAGCCAGCGCCUCCGGCUGUCUCGCAGGGCGCUUCGGGUGGUCAGCGUCGGGCCUGAGGACGAAGGCGUGUACCAGUGCAUGGCUGAGAAUGCAGUCGGCAGUGCCCACGCUGUGGUCCAACUGAGGACAGCCCGGCCAGACACAACCCUGAGACCUGGGAGGAACACUAAGCCGAUUGCUGCCACACCUCCCAUGCCACCCUCCAGACCCAGCAGACCUGACCAGAUGCUUCGGGAACAACCGGGGCUUGUUAAGCCGCCCACGUCAGUACAGCCUACUUCCCUGACGUGCCUGGGAGAAGAGCAGGGAGCCCCUGCUGAGGCGCCUAUCAUCCUCAGCUCACCCCGGACCUCCAAGACGGAUUCGUACGAGCUGGUGUGGAGGCCUCGCCAUGAGGGCAACAGCCGGGCACCCAUACUGUACUACGUAGUGAAGCAUCGUAAGGUCACGAACUCCUCUGAUGACUGGACCAUUUGUGGCAUUCCAGCCAACCAGCACCGCCUCACAUUGACAAGGCUUGACCCUGGGAGCUUAUACGAAGUGGAGAUGGCAGCCUACAACUGUGCUGGCGAGGGCCAGACGGCCAUGGUCACCUUCCGAACAGGACGGCGGCCCAAACCUGAGAUCGUGGCCAGCAAGGAGCAGCAGAUCCAGAGAGAUGACCCUGGUGCCAGUCUCCAGAGCAGCAGCCAGCCUGACCAUGGCCGCCUCUCCCCCCCAGAAGCUCCAGACAGACCCACCAUCUCCACAGCUUCUGAGACCUCAGUGUAUGUAACCUGGAUUCCCCGAGGAAACGGCGGCUUCCCAAUUCAGUCUUUCCGAGUAGAGUACAAGAAGCUAAAAAAAGUGGGAGAUUGGAUACUGGCCACCAGUGCCAUACCUCCCUCGAGGCUCUCUGUGGAGAUCACAGGCCUGGAGAAAGGUAUUUCUUACAAGUUCCGAGUCCGUGCUUUGAACAUGCUAGGGGAGAGUGAGCCCAGUGCUCCCUCACGACCCUAUGUGGUGUCAGGCUAUAGUGGCCGUGUGUAUGAGAGGCCAGUGGCAGGACCUUACAUCACCUUCACUGAUGCAGUCAAUGAGACCACCAUUAUGCUCAAGUGGAUGUAUAUCCCUGCCAGCAACAACAACACCCCAAUCCAUGGCUUCUAUAUCUACUACCGACCCACAGACAGUGACAAUGACAGCGAUUACAAGAAGGACAUGGUGGAAGGGGAUAGGUACUGGCACUCCAUCAGUCACCUGCAGCCAGAGACUUCCUAUGACAUCAAGAUGCAGUGCUUCAACGAAGGAGGGGAGAGCGAGUUCAGCAAUGUCAUGAUCUGCGAGACCAAAGCUCGGAAAUUUUCUGGUCAGCCUGGAAGACCUCCACCCUUAACUCUGCCUCCACCACAGCCUCCACCCCUAGAGACCAUGGAGCGGCCGGUGGGCACUGGAGCCAUGGUGGCACGGGCCAGCGACCUGCCCUAUCUGAUUGUCGGGGUUGUUCUGGGCUCUAUAGUCCUCCUUAUCGUCACCUUCAUCCCCUUCUGCCUAUGGAGGGCCUGGUCUAAGCAGAAACAUACAACAGAUCUGGGGUUUCCGCGGAGUACCCUCCUGUCAUCCUCCUGCCAGUACACAAUGGUGCCACUGGGGGGACUUCCAGGUCACCAGGCCAAUGGACAGCCCUACCUCAGUGGCGUCAGUGGACGGGCCUGUUUUAGCCGACUGCACGGAAGCAGGGGCUGCCCUGCUGCUACAGUGGGCUGCCCAGUCAGGAAGCCUCAGCAGCACUGCCCAGGGGAGCUUGCACAGCAGGAAGACACCAACAGCCUCCUGAGGCAGCCCAUUGUUAGCAAUGGAUAUGACCUCCAGAACCAGCAGGUUGCCAGAGGUCCCAAGUCUGGCUCAGAAGAAGGUUCUUUCUUAUACACGCUGCCUGAUCACUCAACUCACCAGCUGCUCCAACCUCAAGAUUGCUGUCACCUCCAGAAGCAACCUGUCACCACAUGCCAGACAGCAAUGAGGAGGGCACCUGAAGGUCCAGGACUAGAAGCUUCAUGGGACCCUCCGUAUCAUUCAGGUCCCCGGUGCUGUUUAGGUCUUGUACCAGUUGAAGAAGUUGACAGUUCUGACUCCUGCCAAAUAGGUGGAGGAGACUGGUGUCCCCAGCACUCUUUGGGAACCUACACAGGACAAGAACUUGGGAUGCGUCUCUCUCCCAGCCCAUCAGUUCACGUGUCCUUUGAAACACCACCUCCCACAAUUUAGGCUUAAGCCAAUAUCCCAGAAAGACUAUAUAUUGUUUGUUUGUUUGUUUGUCGACAGAGAAAAAUUGGUAUUUAUUUUUCUAUUAUAGCCAUAUUUAUAUAUUUAUGCACUUGUAAAUAAAUGUAUAUGUGUUUCUAUAAUUCUGGAGAGAUAUGGAAUUCUCCCCUUUCUGGCACAAGGCAGAAAACAAGAGGCUGAGUAACUGGAGGCCAGUGGAAAUGAGUAUCAUAGAUGGUUAGGCUACGGAUAGACACAGAACCUGCAGCUACCAGGGGCUCCAGGAAACCCUCAGGGGAGUUGGCAGAAGGACCCUAAGCACACUGUUCUUGAGGAGCACAAAGGAUAAAGCAAAGGCCACAGUGCUGCAGACUGGAGCCACCCAGAAGCCACUCAGAUUUGGUGACACAGCACAGGUUUCCAAGAUGCCAUGAGAAAAGCCCCAGAUGUGUACAACACUCUGAGCAUUAACAACCUCCCAGAAUCAAUAAUCGGUGGCAACAUAUCUCUGUAAAAACAAACACUGUAACUUCUAAAUAAAUGUUUAGUCUUCCUUGUAACCUUCA